GCGCUGCGGCUUAAAGGGGCGGGGCCAAGGGCAGGGCUAAGCGGGCACGCGGAGGGACGGAGCCGAGCGAAUCCGAACCGAACACAUCCGAGUCACACCGAACCGAGCCGAGCCCAGCCGAACCAAACCGAAGGCAACCCAUUCGAGACGACGCACGUCCACCCGAACACCGCCGAGUACAUCCGAACACAGCCGAGCCCACCCGAGUGUGUGCGCCGCGGGCGCCGGUGCCGGAAGAAGCUGCGGGGGGCGGAGCGGGCGCAGCCGCGGACUAUAAGAUUCAGAUAUGUUCCUAUUUGAUUGGAUUUACAGUGGUUUCAGUAGUGUAUUGCAGUUUUUAGGACUGUACAAGAAAUCAGGCAAACUAGUGUUUCUUGGACUGGACAAUGCUGGAAAAACUACACUGCUGCACAUGCUCAAAGAUGACAGACUGGGACAACAUGUUCCCACGUUACACCCCACUUCAGAAGAGCUGACAAUUGCUGGCAUGACUUUCACUACCUUCGACCUGGGUGGACAUGCUCAAGCUCGCAGAGUGUGGAAAAACUAUCUGCCUGCAAUUAAUGGUGUUGUGUUCUUGGUGGACUGUGCAGAUCAUGAAAGAUUGCUUGAAUCAAAAGAAGAACUUGAUUCACUAAUGACAGAUGAAACUAUUGCUAAUGUGCCUAUCCUAAUUCUUGGUAACAAGAUUGACAGACCUGAAGCCAUCAGUGAAGAGAGGUUACGAGAGACAUUUGGUCUGUAUGGCCAGACAACAGGAAAGGGCAGCACACCACUGAAGGACCUGAAUGCCAGGCCCCUGGAGGUGUUCAUGUGCAGUGUGCUAAAGAGACAAGGCUACGGGGAAGGAUUCCGCUGGAUGGCCCAGUACAUCAACUGAUUCCUGCCAAAAUCACAGCAGCACAUCCUGGCCCAGGUCUCAGUGUUGUCUGCUCCUUAUUUGAUCACUCAGUGUAUGUAACUUGAAUUCAUUUGACUGUUCAAUUUUAAAAAAACACAUUUUUAGCUAAUUAUAUCAUUGAUGCUAAAUUGUAAGUGUGAAGAUUGCAAAAUUAUUUCAAGCAAGUUUGUAAAUUUAAAUACCACAACCUGUGAGCUUUCUAAUCCCAUGCAACAUCCUUUUGCAGCUUUUAAUUUAAUGAGUCUCCAGCACCAUUUUUGGUCAGAGCAACUUUCCAUUACAGUAUGUUUGAAUGCACUUUUUAACAGCUGAAAACGAUGGACAUGUGAAAAAUAUUUAAUGCUUAUGUUAAAUUUUUUAUGUACUUUUUUGAAACUGGUUUUAUAACUUUAGAGUAUAUAACCAUCUUUCAAGGAAUAAUAAAUAAUUACCUGAUGGAUAAUUGCA
Messenger RNA from Oenanthe melanoleuca, 1348 nucleotides. RefSeq names its product secretion associated Ras related GTPase 1B (gene SAR1B). Gene Ontology annotation, biological process: intracellular protein transport; endoplasmic reticulum to Golgi vesicle-mediated transport; membrane organization. The coding region runs from base 287 to 880 and encodes 197 amino acids. Lineage: Eukaryota; Metazoa; Chordata; Aves; Passeriformes; Muscicapidae. The transcript has 7 exons. Gene Ontology annotation, molecular function: GTPase activity; GTP binding. Gene Ontology annotation, cellular component: COPII vesicle coat; endoplasmic reticulum exit site. The record is from RefSeq and is a predicted model, not a curated record.